CAAUUUUAUUUUCAGUGGUUGAAAACAUGGCUGAUGAAUUGAGUUUCGGCUCCGUGCCUCCGUACUACCGUGAAGUCUACGACAUUGUUUGUCCUGAACAAGAUCGAAUUGAUCGAGAUUUGUUCGUCAAGAUACUGAUCAAGUCGAGCUUACCCAAGCAAGCCCUUAGCACGAUAUGGGAUGCUGUGGAUAGCAAGCAAGGCUUCAUUACCGGGGGUUUAUACAAAGCUCUAGCCCUCACAGCUCUAGCUCAACAAGGGAAGCAGCCAAAUGUCAAACUCUUGGAGAAUUACACCGGCCAAGAGCUUCCUAAGCCCUCUCUUGGUGACCUGUCAGAUCUGAGGAAAUUAAGCCAAGAUGUGAGAAGAGAACGAGCCCCUAACAUCCUUAACUACAACUACGCCCAGCUAAGUGCACUAGAUCAUGUGACGGUGGAUCUUAUACCUGAGAAGAAAGGUCUACUACUUAAACAUGUGGAGUAUGAAGUCUUUAGCAGGAUGUACAAGUCUACUGUAUUUAGGCGCUACAGUGACUUUGCAGCCAUGAGCGACAUGUUAAUCAACUGCUAUCCAUACAGAAUGGUGCCUCGUCUCCCCCCUAAAAAGAUGUUAGGAGCAAAUCGAGAAUUCAUAGAGCAGAGGAGAAAAGCUUUGGUUCGAUUCCUGACACUAGUGGUCAGACAUCCUACGUUCCAUGGCAGUGAGGUUAUUCGCUUCUUCCUAACAUUCACCGGAUCUGAUAUGCAGCAUAGAAUCAAGGAGCAGUUUAGAGGGAUACCUGAUGAGUUUGUUACCAGCAAGCUAGCUGCUCAGGCUAAGGAUCUUGUUCCAAUGGAUACACAAGUGCAGUUUGGUAACAGUAGAGAACAGAUAAAGAGUCUAUACAACAGUAUGAACCUUAUUAAGGGAUUUGUGGACCAAAUUACAAUGAGAGCAAUGGGUAAUGCAGCAGAUACCCUAUCAUUUGCCAAGGAGUUGAGUAGUCUAGGUGGUGACUCCCAGCCAGCCUCUGCCUGGGCUAUGGGACACAACGACUCAUGGCCGAAUCUCAAGAGUGGUCUCAAGUCUGUAGCAGUAGAGUUUGCUUCUCUCUCAGAUAAAUACACGAACCAGGGCAAGAGGCUUAACGAAGGAGUGGCCGAGAAAUUCUGGCUGUUUCUUGAUCUUCUGCAGGCAUACAAGGACCUGUGUGAGCGACAUGAGAAGGGAGUGCUAAGGGAUCAUCAAAAUGCUCUUCAGAAGAUGGCUGCUAUAAAGAAAAAGAAGAUGUCUGCCACGAUCAGAGGUGGAGAGUAUGUCAAUGAAGUAGAACAACUUGAGUCUAGAAUUAUUGAGCAAGAAAGUCAGAUCAUGACAAUGGAGAACAGGAAUUUCUUCUCUCUGCACUGCCUUCAAAUGGAGACCCAGUUAAUACAUGCCAACAUGCCUCUCAUUGCUGAUGUCAUGCAAACCUUUGCAGAAGCUGAGGUCAACAGUCAGAAAGAGCUGCUGCAGGUAUGGCAAGACAGCCUAGACAAGGUUGUGAAGCACAUUUCUCCUUCCAAGCCGUCCUCAUCACCAAACUCAGCUACAUUAUGAUAGUACAUAUCCCACUGCUGCCACCAUUUAUAGUCAAAGGGAGGAGGAAUCCUGAAGCCAGUCACAAGAUUGGGAAGAAAAUUUGAGUUUGGGUUAGAAAUGACAUUUCUUACUCAUUUUGCUGAAUAUCAUAUAAAUUGUAGAAGUCAAUAUUAUUAUGGCAUUGUAAUCUUUGCAAUUGGACAGAAGACCCAAGUGGGUGUUGCUUAUGGGAACUGGCAGACUAGUCGCCCAACUCUCCAUUUGUAGCCCAUUGGAUUUCACCCACUGGAAGGCUUACUGCAAUGUACCUGCAAUUUUUAAUUUACUUUUUAUAUGACUACAGUGCACUGAACACCAGAUCAGGAAGAUAUUUGACAUGUGAAUCCUAACGCAGGUCAUAGACUGAUUAUACAGCAUGAGAUGCCCUUCAUGACUGCAUGCAUAAUGUCUGAUAGGGAUGUUUCAUCAUACAGCAUGAGAUGCCCUUCAUGACUGCAUGCAUAAUGUCUGAUAGGGAUGUUUCAUCAUACAGCAUGAGAUGCCCUUCAUGACUGCAUGCAUAAUGUCUGAUAGGGAUGUUUCAUCAUACAGCAUGAGAUGCCCUUCAUGACUGCAUGCAUAAUGUCUGAUAGGGAUGUUUCAUCAUACAGCAUGAGAUGCCCUUCAUGACUGCAUGCAUAAUGUCUGAUAGGGAUGUUUCAUCAUACAGCAUGAGAUGCCCUUCAUGACUGCAUGCAUAAUGUCUGAUAGGGAUGUUUCUUGCCCAAAGAACAAGUAUGAAAACCAAAGUUACAUCCUAUAUAGCAAUAUAGAAAUAUAGAAUUUUCCUGAUGAUGUGUUCUCUUUGGCCUCCUUAAACUGAUAAACCUUGUUUAUAAUCUUGUUCUUUGUAUCAAUUGAACAAGAUAUACUUUCUAAGGACUUAAGAGGAAUGUAAGGUGAUGAUAUUGUAGUUCAAAAUUUGUUGUGGGUUCGUGAUUAGGAACAAUAUGAACCCUUUCUCUCUCUCUCUCUCUCUGCACCUUUCAGAAAUGCAUGAUGGCAUGUGAUUCAUUGUAGUUUAUGGUUUUAUAGAUUCAUAAUUCAGGUUCUAUACCCACCACAAUUUUAUCAUUUAAUACACCCCAUGAAAAUAUACAUGACUUCAGAAAACAUGUCCAGUGUAAUUUCACCAAGGUUUAGAAACAGAGAAAUAUCACAAUAUUAAUAUUCAUGACAUUUGUUGAUAAAUGUUGUUCAAUGUGAAUAGAUCUGCUGCUUCUGACAUUUAAUAGUAAAGCAAGCCUGAACAUGGCUAUUUUAAACAUUUGCAACUACUUUGCCUUGUAUGUCACCUUUUGAAGUGUGUGAACAUAACAAUGACAUAAAACAUAAUCCAAAAAUGUUUUCUAUGGGUCUUACAAUUCCCGUUGAGUUGAUGUUUGGAAAUAGUUGCGAUUCGUGUUUAUUAUAAAUGCAUGUCCAGGACUCAUGUUAUUAAUUUGCAAACCUAAGAUAACACAAGGUUGAAGUCCUACAUCUAGUAACUUACUUUCAGUCACCUGUGUGACUCAUAGUCUCCAAAUUAACAUACACAUCAUCUUGGUCAUGAUGGCACCUGAAUAUGAACACUACAUGCUCUUGUAGUAUUUCAAGAGAAGAACCAGGAAAGUGCUAUAGUCAAACCUGCUUUAGCAACCACCUGUAUAGAAAGAUGACCUAUCUACAAAGACCACCUGCAUAGAAAGACCACCUGUCUACAAAGACCACCUGUCUACAAAGACCACAUUUUUUGUUUCCCAUGAAAAAGGUGUCUCAUUGAAACCUGUACUAAAGAAAUCUGUACAUAAAGGCCAUCUGUCUGUAAAGACCACUUUUCUUGUCUCCCUUGGGUGGUCUUUAUAGACAGGUUUCACCAUAUUAGUAAAUAAGAUAAAGGCAAUCUCUUCUUAGUACAUGCUCCCUGUGUUACUAGCUUCAUAGUUAUACAAAACAUUUAUGUGUAGUCAAGUAACAUAUGACAUCCUGCCAUUUCAUUGAUUUAUUUAGGUCAUAAAAUAAAGCAAUAUUUAGAACAAUAAAGGUAUAUUUAAAAAGGAAGAGCCUUUGAUGUGUUCUCUGAAGAGAAAUUAUAUUUGUUUUGUAAAUAUAAAUGAAUAUAUGAUUAGAACGUGUUAAAAAAAAUAUCAAGAUAACUAUUUUUUGUGAUAUGUCAUUCCUGCAUGAUCUUUUUGUAAACUUUCCUCUCUAUCUCUCUCUCUCUUUCUUUCUCUAUUUUAUUCUCUCUAUUUGUAUGGUCAAUCUACCAAUCUAGGCUGAAUUCUGUAAAAAUAUUAAUUUCAAUACCUGAAUUUAACAUUCCUAUCUAAAGGCUUCUCAUAGCUAAAGAAUGAAAGUUAAUUACAUUUGAACUACCAAGAUUCACCUAUGUAAGGGUCAGAUGUUGUAUGAAGGAAGAAUUGAAGUGUUUGAUGAGGACUAUUGAUGGAUACAUUCAUCUUUUUAAAAACAAACAUUUUCACCUGUCGUUAAAAACAUUAGAAUAAAGUUUACUGCCAAUUUUCCUCAUCAAUCAUUUUACUCCUUGAAGAUGAUUGUGUGACAACCGCUGUAAAUGUGGUGGGCUGGAAGAGGUUCUUUGAUGAUUAGAUUAGCAUGUCUGAUCUACAUGUAGCAUGUACAUUUUCCUUUUUUUUUUCUUCUUCAUUUGUCUGAUUCUGUUUCUUUCAAUAAUUAUGCAAAUUUACAAACUGUCUUACUGUGCCUUAAUUGAAUCAUUAUGUAGGGCCCAUCCUUUUAAAGUAGUCAAGUUUUUAUCUGAUAGAGGAUGAAGAGAAAAGGCCUCAAGUUGCAGGCAUCUUGGUUAAAUUACAUUUUACGAUUCAUUUCACUAGCUCUUGCUUGACUAUCCACAUAUCAAUGUCAUCUUUUUUAAUUAAUUAAUUUAUUACAAAAAUAUAUGUUUCACCUGCUACUUAUGUUAAAUAUGCAAAGCAUGAAAUCAAUAGCAAGUUCAUUUUUAGUUCUUUCUUAUGUAAAGAGUAAUCAUCAUUGCGCUUCUGUUAUAUUGUCCAUUAUCACCUACUAUGAAUAUGAUUACUUCAAUCACUAAAGAGCACAGUAUUUUUGU
This is a messenger RNA of Strongylocentrotus purpuratus (purple sea urchin), 4668 nucleotides long. RefSeq names its product sorting nexin-8 (gene snx8). The record is from RefSeq and is a predicted model, not a curated record. Gene Ontology annotation, molecular function: phosphatidylinositol binding. Gene Ontology annotation, biological process: retrograde transport, endosome to Golgi. Lineage: Eukaryota; Metazoa; Echinodermata; Echinoidea; Camarodonta; Strongylocentrotidae.